Calliphora vicina (urban bluebottle blowfly) is the source of this 2953-nucleotide messenger RNA. Its product is annotated as endoplasmic reticulum metallopeptidase 1-like. Lineage: Eukaryota; Metazoa; Arthropoda; Insecta; Diptera; Calliphoridae. Bases 128 to 2827 code for a protein of 899 amino acids. The record is from RefSeq and is a predicted model, not a curated record. Gene Ontology annotation, biological process: proteolysis. Gene Ontology annotation, molecular function: metalloexopeptidase activity. The transcript is spliced from 13 exons.
CCUAUUUUGGAAAUGAUUUUCUAUUCAACGCUAUUAUACAAAUCUGUGGAAAACGGAAUAUAAAUUAAUUUAACCAGUACGGACAUCGUAGAAUAUUGAUUUAAUUAUUGUAUAGUUUUCUCACAAAAUGUCUCUUCUGGAUGGUGGUUAUAUUGAUUGUAGGCGUCAGACUGGCGGACAGAAAAUAAUAUUUGAUAGCGUCUACAGCAAACGAAAUGUUCAUCAUAUAUGGGAAGGAUGGAGUUUUGUUGUACUUGGAGUGUUAAUACUAUUGGGUUAUGGUUGUCAGUAUAAUUUGCAUGACAACUUACCAAAAGCUCUUGGAAACUCAGACCUUUUAUACAAUCCACAUUCAUUUAUUGCUGAAAGAGCAUGGAAAGAUUUAAAAAUUUUAACAAACUUUGGACCACGUGCGGUUGGUACUUACAGCAAUGAAGUGUUAGCGGUCGAUUUUCUGAAGCGAGAAAUAUCAUAUAUCAAGCAAUUAGCACAUACAAAUCAACGGAUUGAAUUAGAUGUACAGGUGGUGAGUGGUACAUAUUGGACCGGUUUUAAACCAUAUGGAAUGACGACUAUGUAUCGUAAUGUUCAGAAUGUUGUAGUAAAAUUACAUGGAGAAUAUAAAUCGAACGAGCGACACCAAAAUGGUAAUUCAAAUGAUAAAGCUUUGCUACUAAAUUGCCAUUUUGAUACGGUACCUGGUAGUCCCGGAGCAAGUGACGAUGCUGCUAGUUGUGUUGUAAUGAUGGAAAUACUAAGAGUUUUAUCACGCAGCGAAAAACGUCUAAAACAUUCAAUAGUUUUUUUAUUUAAUGGGGCAGAAGAGACUGGUCUUCAGGCAUCUCAUGGUUUCAUAACAAAGCACAAAUGGGCAUCGGAAAUUAAAGCUUUUAUUAAUCUGGAGUCUGUGGGAUCUGGAGGAAAAGAACUUCUUUUUCAAAACAAUAGAAAUAAUUCAUGGCUCAUACAGAUGUACGCAAAUUCAGCACCGUAUCCAAGUGCUCAAGUAGCUGCAGAAGAAAUUUUUGAUUCGGGGCUCAUCCCCUCUGACACAGACUACAGAAUUUUUUCUAAUUUUGGUGGUUUACCAGGACUUGAUUUUGCCUACAUCAUUAAUGGACAUCGUUAUCAUACAAAAUAUGAUUCAUUAGAUUAUUUGCCAAAUGGUAGCAUUCAACAUACAGGAUGCAAUAUAUUGGAGCUAACGAAAACUUUAGCCGAUACAGACGAACUAGGAAUUGUCCAACCUGAAUAUGAUGGAUCCUCUGUUUAUUAUGACAUAUUUGGAAUUUACUUCGUCACAUAUUCUGGAGAUUUUGCAACCGUUUUUAAUUACAUAAUUGUAAUUUGUUCAGUUUUAUUGCCGUAUAUCAUCUUGUCGAGAGCCACCAAGGGAAUAAAUAAAAAACAUCUAAGAUACGAAAUAUUUUUAGGCUUUCUUAUUAAAACUAUCAGUUUAGUAACGUCAUGUGCCUGCUGCUAUGCUAUUGCAUAUGAUCUGGAUGUGAUGGGAAAACCAAUGACAUGGUAUUCCAAUACGUUUUUGUGUAUUCCAACCUAUUGCUUACUUACAGUCUUUGUACAAAGUGUAGCCCACUUAAUUUUUAAUCGUAAUCAAAAGGUUUUCUUUGAACAGACGCCACUAAGUUUGGCAUUACAAACCCAAGCUCGUUUGAUAGGGACCAGCUUUUUUUGGGGCAUACUUUCUGCUGCAUUAACAGGAGCUGGUAUACGAACUGCAUAUGCUCUAGUUGUGCCUCUUCUAAUAACAUUAUUGACUAAUUUAAUAAUUGGAUUGUUGAAGUUUGAAAACACCAUUCGACGUUGGUUAUACGCACAUUUAGCUGGACAAGUACUGGUUGCUUUGUGGACUUUAAACUUUUAUAAUAUGGUUGUGGAUGUUUUUAUUUCGACAUCUGGCAGAUCUGGUGGGAAAAAAAAUCCGGAUGUUAUGGUUGCCAUAAUUUGCAGUGCAUUUACAUUUUUUACAACCAGUUAUUUGACUCCGCUGGUUAUUCUCUUCAAAAAAUGCAAAAAUUUUCUUGUUAUACUUUUCGCCACCUACAUUAUAACACGAUUUUACUUUAUUUCCUUUACACACUAUGGUUUCCCAUAUAGAGAUGAUAAGAGUGGUGAUCCCAGAGUUCAAAGACAUUAUAUAACGCAUUCCAUAAGGACAUUGUACGAUAAAGAAGGAAACAUUCGAUAUACAGAUUCCGGAUUUUGGUUUUUAGAAAUGGAUCGGAAUGCACGCAAAACUAUUGAAAGUUUAACAAUGCCCGAAGAGCCAAUACCGCAGGAUGCAAAUAUUCUUUGUAAAAGUGAGGUUUUUUGUGGACUACCGUUGCUUUCUGUGCGCCAAUUAAUACCAGGUGGAUUUUGGGUUCCUGGACCAGCGCCGGUUGUUCGAGAAAUUGGACAUCUUACACUAGUUUUGCAUGAAAAACUAACUGCAAGUCGGCAUCGAUUGCAUUUUAUGAUAACUGGAAGUUAUUUGAUGUCUUUAAAAGUUCGCCCAAAGGAAUCGGUGACACUUGAAAGUUGGAAUUUAACACCGCGUUUGCCACCUGAGACAGUUUUUAACAAACAGAAAUGCUAUUUUGUCAUGAUUACACAUGGAUUGGAACAUGAAGCUAUCAAUAUAACAUUGACACUUAAGACUGCUGAAGAAGAUUUUAAGCGUUCUCUACUUGAUGUAACAUUGGUUACCACGCAUUUUGAGCACCAUAAGGAGCACACAUCCAUAUUCGCAAAUAUACUGAGUAAACUGCCAAGCUGGGCAUAUGCAGUGCCAUCGGUGGCUUCCCUUAAAUCAUGGACUUUUUAAAUCUAACUCGUAGUACAUAAAUAGUUAUAACUUAAACAAUUCAUUUACUUGUUUACUAUAUUCUUAUUUAUAUGCAUUAAAAUAAUUACGAAUAUUGAUCAUAAGCUUUUCAAACUUAGAGAUUUA